AUGGCUGAAAAUCAAGAGACGAAAGUAGAACAUACCGAAGAAGAACAGCUACUAAAUGACAUCAAGGAUCAAAUAGAUGCAGAUGAACAACAACCAACAAUUGUCAUUAACGAAUUUACUGAAAAAACAGAAAUUGUCAAAUUAACAGUGGAAAGUGACAUACCAAUUGAAGAUCUAAGGAAACUGUAUACUAGUUCAUCAAAUAUAGCAAAUGUAUCUACAUCGAAACCAGAAGAAGCGAGUUCGUCGGAAGAAGAGGAAGAUUCAAGUGAUCAAGAAGAAGAUAGUGGUUAUCAGCGUUUACUAAUUGCUGAACAUCCAAAUAUGAAUGAAAAUGGUGAAGAAGAUAUGGAUGACUCAUCGUUUUCGUUGUAUUGGCAAAAAGCUAUUAACAUCGGUGAUCAAUAUCAAGCUAUAGUACCUGAUCUACUUCUUUCAUCCGAUCUCAAUGAUCAAGACUCACCUAAUGAUCAACUACUCUGGUCUCCGUCUUUAGACGAAAAUCAAGAAGAGAAUUCGGCAUUAGUAAACAAAUAUUUGAAACUAGCUGCUAAAGAAUUUCGAACAGCUGAUCAAGAGAUAAUACUUGAAGUAUUCCUAUCGACUAAUUACAAUAUCGAUCAAGCCUUAGAGAAACUUCGUCUACCAACAACUGACAAGAAUUAUUUUGUACCAGCACCAUGGACACUGCCAGAAUGUGAUAAAUUUGAGCAAUGUUUCAAAGAGCACGGCAAAGAUUUUUCCAUGUUUAAGAUUCCUAAUCGCACGGUGAAAGAACUUAUAUUUUUCUACUAUAUUUGGAAAAAAUCAGCUCGACAUGAUGUUUUUGUUCGACAAAAUCGCGUCGAAAAACGACGGUUUCACUUACAUCCUUACGUAACUGAUUACCUUGAGAAAUUCUUCAUAGAACAAGAACUUCAAUUGACCAACGCAUACGAACAAAAUAAUUCGUCAACAUUAGCUUUAAAUCCUCAAUUGAGUGGUGAUCAAUUGCUGGCAAAGCGUCGUUUAAGUUCAGAUUUAUUUCUCAAACCACUACCAACAAUAAAACGGACAAAACCGUUAUUAAAUUCCACUGAUAACGAGCAGCACGAUCUUACUGACAAUCAACAAAUACAAACAAGCACAAGUCCAAACAGCGUAGCUAAAAAAGCAAACGAAGACACGAAAUAA
This is a messenger RNA of Adineta ricciae, 1173 nucleotides long. The record is from the annotation of a GenBank genome assembly. Lineage: Eukaryota; Metazoa; Rotifera; Eurotatoria; Adinetida; Adinetidae.